Messenger RNA from Aaosphaeria arxii CBS 175.79, 684 nucleotides. RefSeq lists its product as uncharacterized. NCBI's taxonomy places the organism in Eukaryota, Fungi, Ascomycota, Dothideomycetes, Pleosporales. Gene Ontology annotation, molecular function: nucleic acid binding. The record is from RefSeq and is a predicted model, not a curated record. The transcript has a single exon. The annotation marks the transcript as partial. Gene Ontology annotation, cellular component: nucleus.
CUCGCCAAUUUCCUGGAGGGCCGAUCUGGCAGAGACAUCCUGCGCCACUUCUUCGGUUUCAAGUUUCAUCCGUAUCCAAAAAAAGUUCUUGAUGAAGCCAUUUUCGUCGGCAUCGACACUGAGUGGUGGGAGCAUGACCCGCACCCAACAACGGAAGUUGGUAUAUCUUCCCUCUACCCUCACAGCAUAAUGCGUUAUCCCGGCUUCCACGCAGAAUUCAUUCUCAAAAAUAUCGGCACCCACCAUAUACGCAUUACCGAAUAUGCACAUCUCGUCAACAGUUUUCCUGGGGCGGGUGAUCCCGAGCGCUUCCACUACGGCAAAACUGUCUUCCUCACGACCGAAGAGACUCGCCAAGCUCUGUACAAAGCCUUCACACAAAAGGGAGAACGUGGUACGCUGAGGCCGAUCAUCUUUAUUGGACACGAUACUUCUGGCGAUUUUGUAAAGAUCAAGGAGGAUCUCGGUGUUGACAUAAUGCAGUUUGGGAGCGUUGUCAAGAUCAUCGACACGCAACAAAUGGCCAGUGAAAUGGGAAUUAUGGGUACAAAAGGGCCAAAAAUCAGCUUGAAGGAGUUGGCUCAGUACUUUUUAAUUGAUCCAGUGGACCUUCACCAAGCUGGAAACGACAUCGCGAACAUCAUGUUCGUUGCUGUUCUCAUGUCCCUCCGAGACGAACUGUAU